Klebsormidium nitens is the source of this 3891-nucleotide messenger RNA. The record is from the annotation of a GenBank genome assembly. Lineage: Eukaryota; Viridiplantae; Streptophyta; Klebsormidiophyceae; Klebsormidiales; Klebsormidiaceae.
AUGGAAGGGUCUGUGAGGAGCCUUAGGCAGCCUGGCGGCCCUGAAGUGAGCAAUGCUGACGUCUUCCAGGUCCAUCACGUGGCUCAGGAGCGCUCUCAGUCGGGGCGAAAGACUGCCGUUACUUCCUCGGCACCGACCGGAACGGCCGCCGUGAGAGCAAUGCAGCGGUACGUGGGAAAGAAGGCCCCUCGGCCGAGCGCAGCGGUGGCGCGGCAAGUCAGAGCCCAGAAACAGAGCGCCGAGAAGAGAAGGGGCACGGCAGAAGAAGACGGGGAAAGCGCACCAACGGCUGACUCUGUAACGGUUGUGACGAGUAAGCCCCAGGUCAUUCCGGAGGGGCCAACAGCAGAGGUAGAAGAAGACGAAGCAUACCAGGUCUGGGGCACCCAAGUGUUCAAAGUACGAGAAGUCCGGCGGCGGUCGUCCGGGAACGGAACCAGAAACGGAAGCGGAAACGGAAACGGGAAUGCGCGGCGGCCCAGUCUGGACCUGAGCAGCGUCCCCAGCGCCCCAUUAGAGGAUCAGGAGAACAUCCACGUUCUAGGGGAGGUCAGCUCGAGGCUACUUGGACCCCCCCAGAAGAAAGGGGUGGUUGCAGUAAAGGCGAAGGAGUUCAGCUUUGCUGACGAGGCGCUGGAGCGAGCGGUGCCCCCACCGCCCCGAUAUCCGCACCAGCCAAAGAAGAAGGUGCAGCGAAAAGUGGCAGGCCAGACUGGGGGGUUCUCGCGAGCAAGCAGUGUGUGGGAUGAGAAGUCCGUGAGGAGUCUGCACGAGCGCCCACUUUCCGCCCGCCCCACAACGGGCGUCCGUGUCGAGGCCUCGGAAUGGUUCCGCCCACAAUCGGCAAGAGGAGCAAACCAGAGUGAGAAGGAGAGGAGAACUAGGCUGGGCCAACAUGUCCAGAGCUCCGCCGCUCAGCGCCCGCUGCCCGUCGCUGACUGGCUGAGAGAACAGGAGGAGCUCGACUCGUCCGGCGCCGAGCGCGCGUCCGAGAGCCCGAGGGCGCGCGCGCUGCUCGCGAGCAUUCGAGGCCCCCUCAGCCCCAACCAGACGUCGGAUUCGUACGUCCAGAGAUUGGAGCGGAUGCUGGUCUCGCUUCGGGGGGAGCUGGAAGGCAGGGGCGGAGGGGGGGGCGUGAGAAACCUGCACGAAGAGGCCGAGGGACAAGUGGCUGAGAUGGAUAGAACGGAUGGAGUGUUCAGGGCUGCCAAAGUGGCCUCUCCGGAGAAGCAAAGUGAGCAGGAGGGAACACGGAGCGUGCUGGAAGAACGGACGAGAAACGAGGGAGAGCUUGAUGUGGGAUUGAGAGAGAAAGAACAUCGAGAAGGUGGAACCAGCGACGCGGAAGCGUCGAGGGGUAGCUCCCCGAGACCGCGCUGGCAGCUGCCUUACGGCGCGGUGGUUCGGAAAGACGAGAGCGUCAAAAGAGAGAAACCGAUGCCCAGCAAAGAGAGCGUAGAAGACGUUGCACAGCGGCACGAUCGAAUAGCUCGGAGGACCGCUGCCUCUGCGAAUGCGGUUACUAGAUCGGGGGAGGAACAGGGAUCAGAUGAAGCAGCAGAACUGGCGAUAGAAGAAACUCGAGGUGAAGACUUGAGACACGCGUGGCCCGAGCUUUCUGUGAGGGAGGAAGAUUACAGGCGAGCGCUGGGGAUUGCGCCGGGUUGGGAUGCCAACAGCCCAAUUGUCGAAGAACGGGAAGGGGAUUCGGGUGGCGAAGAAACUGAGGGGGAUGAUAGGACUAAGUUGAACGAAGGCUCUGGACGAAGGGCAUCUCGAGGGGGCGAGAGAGGGAGUGCCGAAGAAGCGGUUCCGAGUACGAGCAGGAGAAAGAACUUCGAAAGAGGUUCCUAUGAGGAUGGACGUUCACAAGGGAGGUGUGGUCCCGUAAACGGCGCUCGAGACAUGAGGAGACGCGGAAGGUCCGACAGUGAAGAGGAAUGCGACUUAGGAAACCGAAAUGGAAGGGGGGUCGAGAGGAAAACAAGAGAGGCGGAGCAAAGGGGGUCCUCUUGGAAGACCGGAGUCUGGGAACACGUGGCGGGGCCGGGGAUGAGGGGCGGAACGGAUGCUGACGUCAUUGCUGACGUGGAUUCUGGCAGCCAGAGGGGAGAAGCACCUGUGAAAAGCAGGCAUAGAAAGAGUGGGGGAAAGGAAGCAAACAAGUGGGGAAAGUCGGGCGAAAAGGCAGAAGAUCCAUACCGGGGUCAAGCUGACGACAGCCGGUCAUCAGCCAGUGACGUCAGCGAUUCCGGAGAGGACGAGUCGCCUCGUUGGGCGGAGCGGAGCCGGCCGCGUGGGGGCGCUGACCGACUAUACGACAGCAGCGCUUAUGACGACGACCCGGGGCAGCUCCUGGAGCCGAACUACUACUCCGACGGCGAAGGCGACCACCAUACGGCAUACGCUAUGGAGCGGAGGGGCGCGUAUUUGAACGGGACUGCCCCCCAACAGCGGCCCAGAUCCGCACGGACAAUCGGGCGCCCAUGGCAGGAGGACAGCCCGAGAGCCUCAGAAGGGGGAGCCAGCGAACGGAGCUUUUCAAGGGGAGUCGAGAGAGUGACAUAUUCCGGUGGGGUUGAAAGAGUGACGUUUCCGGGGGGGGUGAAAGGGCCGUACCAGCUGGCGACGGAGCACAGCUGUCACAGAAACUGUGUGAGGUACUUGGGGGUACCUCGUGGGGCGACGGUUCCCCAGCCAUUCAGAUUCGAUGAGAGGGAACGGUUGCGGGAGAGGAGCAUCGCGGAGAAGCGCACAGCGCAGGAUCUCGCUCUCAAAGACGAGGUAGACUGGUACCUAACCAAGAACCACUUCAAGGCCAACCCACUUCCCCGGUCGACCGUGCUCCCCCGUUACGUCAAGCUGACGGCGGCCAGAGAGAAGAGGAGGCGGGAGGUGCACACGCAAUCGCUGGAGCUGAUGCGGUCGAGGGAGAAGCCCUUCAGCUUCUAUAAUCGAGACACGCUCAGCCGUACACGUGGCCUCGCGCAGUCCGCCGAUCUUGAGGCUGCCAAGCAGCGGGGGCCCGCCUUCAAAGCCAACCCGGUACCCGCGGCGGUCAAGGAAAAGAAGUUUGACUCUUUGAUGAAAGAGAUGGGGGCCAGAAAAGAGCUACGCAAGCGGCGCGCAUUGGAAGAGCUGAAGAACUCGCGACUGCCGCCCCGCAUGGAAAUGCACGAGAAGGGCAAACAAACCGCGCCGCCGCCCAAGCUCUUCAUUGAGGAGGAAGCCAGCUUCAGACCACGUGUGAAGACAGCCGUUCCCGACUUCGAGAACCUCCAGCGGCGCUUCAAGGCGUCCCUCGAGCGCGCACGCGCGGAGCUACCGGUCACCAAGUCCGAGGCGUUUAGCUUCUACGAGAAGCCCAGCUUGUCCGCCCGGAAAAAGGAGAAGAUCGCCCGGGACAUUGACCAGGACGAGGAGCGGCUGCCGGAGCAGCGGUGGCCCUUCAUGGCGCCCAGAACAAAGACCCAUCCGACCCCUCCCCCGGCAUUUGAGCCGCCGGCGUUCGCCCCAGCCAAAACACUGGCUGUAAAACUAAAGGAGCUCAAGGUCAAGGAAGAAAUGGAGCAAGGCUUGUACGACAACCGGGAGGAGAAGGAAAAGCGGAAGGCCGAGCAACGAAAGAAAGAAGACCAGCGGCGAAAAGCCCUGUGGGAGUCGUUCCAGCGGCAAAACAGCAGCAGGCUGAGCAAGUCGGGCUCGUACAGGGCCUCUCGAAAGAAGGGCACGUGGAGAGGGUGGGACGGCCUCUCACUAGAUGGUCCGUCGUCCGAUAUGCAUCGAACGGCCAGGAUGAAGCAGGAAGAAGAGCGUGCGCGUGAGAUCGUCGAGCAAGCCCUGAUGGACAACGGGCUGCCGUUCUCCUUGGACGAGAUCCUCGACUGCUGA